Messenger RNA from Coregonus clupeaformis (lake whitefish), 1244 nucleotides. RefSeq names its product zinc finger protein 629-like. The record is from RefSeq and is a predicted model, not a curated record. The annotation marks the transcript as partial. The transcript is spliced from 2 exons. Gene Ontology annotation, cellular component: nucleus. Lineage: Eukaryota; Metazoa; Chordata; Actinopteri; Salmoniformes; Salmonidae.
CUGAGUGGACUAAAGAUGGGGGAGCAAGGUAAUUGGCUGGAGGCUAACAGAGGAGACUGGGUGGCCAACUUGGAUUCCCAGACCCAGACAGGUGCAGCCAAGGGCCCUGGGGACGACAUCAUAGAGCAGGCCAGGACCAUAGGCGACAUAGUGGGAGGUCAGUGGAUGGGACAGCGUCUCAACUCUGCGCUGCAGUACAAUACUGUUAACCACAAACAGAAACAGACAGUCAAACACAAAACAACAUCCGAUCUUAGUCUCCAUGACAACAGACUGGCUGAGACCAGGCCAAGGCGUAGAUUUGGUCUGCAGGGACGGGGAGGUGUCCAUAUGCGGCGGGAGAGAACAGACACAGACUCGGCUAGCGAUGCUCCGUCCUGCUCCUAUAGUUGUGAUUCAGAGAGACUGAUGGUGCCUAAGGUUAACCCCCUGACAGGUGCUGCCUUCAGCCUGCCUUCAAUAGGAUCUAUCAACUGGAACAUGGACCCUGCGACAACACAGACACUCCCUGGCCUUCGUCCUCCUCACACUCUCCUAAAGUUAAACCAGACCUCAGACAAUAUCAGUGCCUCAACACUUAAUUGCUACACAAGCCCAUUGACAAAUGACAGUAGUAGAGACGGAAUCAGUAAAGGUGGCAGCGCCAAAGAGAAGCGCUUCCCGUGUUCGUUCUGUUGGAAAUCCUUCAGUUUCCCCAUAGAGGUGGAGAUCCACCAGAGGAUGCACACAGGGGAGAAACCGUUCAGCUGCCACCUGUGCCGGGCCAGUUUCUCACACUCGUUCAACCUAAAGAGGCAUCAUAGGGUCCACACAGGGGAGAAACCAUACAGCUGCCCCCAGUGUGAGAGGAGGUUCUCUCACCAGCACCAGCUGAAGAGGCACCUGAAGGUCCACACGGGAGAGAGGCCGUUUGCCUGUACGCAUUGCGGGGAAGAGGUUCUCAGAGAGGAGCAACCUCAGGAUACACCAGCAGAAAAUGCACACAGCCCAUGUAUAGAGUAUAGUGACAUGUAAUAUAUUACUAGUUAGUUUGUAGUUAAUUCUGUUGGUUUUAGAUGUAGUAGGGAACUGGAUGAGGUGAACUGAGGAAAGAAUGAAUAUGAUGAGGCAGAGUAGAUUAUAUGGUGAUGGUUGGUGUGAUGGUGUCUGUAAAAAUGCUUCACUGAUGAAGGUGACAAAUAUGUCCCUUUAGGUUGAUACUGGUGUUUUAUAGUGAGAUAAUGAUAGUGCCUUAAUUCACUUAA